Molecule: messenger RNA, 1772 nt
Organism: Glycine soja
Lineage: Eukaryota; Viridiplantae; Streptophyta; Magnoliopsida; Fabales; Fabaceae
Product: sister chromatid cohesion protein DCC1-like
Exons: 5
Coding region: 133-1323 (396 amino acids)
Biological process (GO): mitotic sister chromatid cohesion; maintenance of mitotic sister chromatid cohesion
Cellular component (GO): chromosome, centromeric region; chromatin; Ctf18 RFC-like complex
Source: RefSeq, a predicted model, not a curated record
GCCUUUCUUAAAUAUCAGCCCAUUUUGGGCGGGAAGGGUUACCCUCUUCUCUCCAGUUCGAAGAGUCGCAUUCGAAUUGCAAGAAAUCAAAGAACUAAUCAAUAACACGAAUAAUUCAAGUGAGAGGGAGAAAUGGAAUUGCCUCCGCAGUUGGGUUCAAGAGGGGCAGAAGCACUUAAACAUAUAGCUCCUGGAUCAUCAAUUUCUGUUGCAUAUCACCCAUCUUUUGGACCAUAUGAAGACCUCCUCUUUCUAGAGCUUGAUGAGAAACUUCUCCCAGAUGUUCUGAAUGAAAGGGUGGUCUUGAGAGGACAGCCUGACGAAGAUGCAGUUCUUUGUACUCAAUCCAAGACAUACGCUAUGAAGUUUGUUGGAACUUCCAAUUCUGUUCUGCUUGUACCACCUGCAAAUCAUUCAGAAUAUUAUGAAAAUCAACUAAAGAAUGAUAGUAAUAGUGAUGAAGAGAAAGUUGUUGUACCUGUACUCAAAGUUGUAUCUGGUAAUAUGGAGCUUAUUGAGACAGCCCCCAGACUUGAUAAGCUUAAAUCACUUCUGUCAGAAAAACCUUACAAAUUGGAGGAGGAUGACAUGGGAAAUUUAGAAGAGAAUCAGGAAUCUAGAAUAGGAUUAUAUAACUGGAAUGAUCUAGUAGACAAUAUUCAAGCUAGUGAUGAGGAAUUAUUGUCCGGACUGCAGGCUCUUUCGGCACUGGAGAUUUAUGGGUAUUGGAGAUUAGUUGACGGGAGUUACAUGGACAUGAUUCUGGGAAUGAUUUUGAAAAAUGCAGUGUUGAAUGACUGGUCACUUAAUGCUUUAAAUGAAGAUGAAGUUGUGAGUACACUGGAAUCAGAUGGAUUUCCUGGGGUGCUUGCUAGGCAUUGUUUGAAUGUAUAUGGUAACAGAGUAAAUGAGUGCAUGCCUAGCUUAGUCUGGAAGUUGGAUGAGAAGCGAGUAUGCAUACAUUUUGCAAGAGACAUCCUAAAAGGGGGUAAGAGGAAGUUAGAGAGUUUCAUGGAUGAAUGGAGGCAGAAGAUUCCAGACGGAAUGCAGCCCACUUUUGAUCUUGUGGAAGGAGAGGUAUUAACAGAGAAAAUUGGAGUUGAAACAUGGGUCCACGCCUUCAGUGUCGCUUCUUUGCCUUCCACUCCAGCUGAGCGUUUCUCUAUUCUUUUCAGAGAGAGGCCAAAAUGGGAAUGGAAAGAUCUUCAACCCUAUAUCAGAGAUCUGAAGUUACCGGGUCUUUCUUCAGAAGGUUUGCUACUCAAAUACACUCGAAGGACACAACCAUCAGCUGAUGCAGAACCAGUUUUCAGUGCAAGAUAGCAAGAAAAGAGCUUCCGCAUAUGCUGUAACUGUGUGAGUUGGAAAAGCAUAACAUGUUUUUGUAAUCAAAAGCAGAAUUAGAUCGAAAGCUUUACAUUAUACCCAUUGGUUAGAACUUUUUGUGCUCGGUUCUGCAUCUCAAGAGCUUCAGUUGGGCAAUUGAAAUUUUUUGGGACAGGUAAUCGAAAACAAAGUGAUGCUUAUUCAGGAUUUUCAGAUCCAAAAGACCAUCAGAGGAGGGAGUUGGUUCAAAUGAUAGGCACUUCUUCCUUUCUUCUCCUAUUUAUGCCUGUUUAAAGUUUCUUCUCCUAUUUAUGCCUGUUUAAAGUUUCUUCUCCUAUUUAUGCCUGUUUAAAGUCUUUUGGACUAUUAGAGAUCCUACUCGAAUCUUGUGGUCAAUCCUAUUUCCAAUAGGACUAGAUGAUAAUUGAAUCCAAUUUUUUCUAUAA